Molecule: messenger RNA, 978 nt
Organism: Malassezia globosa CBS 7966
Lineage: Eukaryota; Fungi; Basidiomycota; Malasseziomycetes; Malasseziales; Malasseziaceae
Exons: 1
Coding region: 1-978 (325 amino acids)
Biological process (GO): mitochondrion organization
Cellular component (GO): mitochondrion; membrane
Source: RefSeq, a predicted model, not a curated record
AUGUCGAACCGUACGCCCCAUAAUGUGCUGAAAAACAUGCAGCGCAUGUUCCAGCAAAUGCAGGAGAAUGCAAGCCGUGCGGCGGGUCAAGGUGCGCAGCGCGGUGGCGGCUACAACGGCCACGGUGGCGGCGGUGGCCAAGGUGGCGGCCCCAUGAACCCGGCGGUCGGUGGUGCUGGUAUCAUUGCACUGGCCGGCCUCGCAUUGGGGAUCAACGCUUCCUUGUUCAACGUCGAUGGUGGACAUCGUGCCAUCAAGUACUCUCGUGUAUACGGUGUACGCGACAUGAUCUUCAACGAAGGAACGCACCUGCUCAUCCCGUGGUUCGAAACGCCCAUUGAUUACGAUGUGCGUGCCAAACCGCGCAGUAUCGCAAGCUUGACGGGCACGAAAGACUUGCAGAUGGUGUCGUUGACAUGCCGUGUCUUGUCACGCCCAAGCAUCGAAAAUCUGCCAACGAUCUAUCGUGAGCUUGGCACCGACUACGACGAGCGUGUGCUGCCAAGCAUUGUGAACGAAGUACUCAAGUCCGUCGUCGCGCAAUUUAAUGCAUCGCAGCUGAUCACGCAGCGAGAAAUGGUCUCGCGUCUUGUGCGUGAGAAUCUGACGCUGCGUGCGCGCCGCUUCAACAUCAUUCUUGAUGACGUGUCGAUCACCCACAUUUCCUUCUCGCCUGAGUUCACACAUGCUGUGGAAGCGAAGCAGAUCACGCAGCAGGCUGCGCUGCGUGCGGCAUUCCAGGUGGAUCAGGCACUGCAGGAGAAGCAGGCCAUCAUCGUGCGCUCAGCUGGUGAGGCGCGUGCAGCUGAGCUUAUUGGUGAUGCUGUGCGCAAGAACAAGGGCUUCUUGGAGCUCAAGCGUCUCGAUGCUGCUCGCGACAUUGCCACUACGCUGUCGACCUCUGGCAACCGGAUCAUGCUUGACUCACAGAGUCUGCUUUUGAAUGUGAAUGACAAGUCUACUGUCGCACAGCCAUGA